ACAAAAAUUAGGUUGCUGUUUUUCUGCAAUCUCAAAAAAGAGAGCCAAAAUAACCAAAAACAAACAAUCUCUUUGUUCAACCCGCCAUAAUUACCGUUUAAGCAUCUCUGAUUCCAUUUCCCUAUCAUGAAUGCCACAAAAUCCCUCGCAAAUUCAAACCCUAAACCUUCUUCCUAUAACAAUGUCUUCGAAGCCGUAUUUUCGCCAACUAUCCGUUGUUACCCUCUCACCAUUUUUGUUUCCCUUUAUGGCAUCAACAUUCAUUUUGAAUCAACCUUUUGAAAUGAAUUUCCACCGAUUCAAAUCAUUCAUUUGUUUUUGUUGGAUGGUGAAUUCUAGGGUUUUGAUCCGAGAGCUUGGUAAUGAAGUGUUGAUUUUUUCUUCUACCCAAGUCAUGGCAGCUGUACAUUUAGACAAAAUUGUGACCUCUAUAAGAUCCAAAACUUUCUUUUCUCCUCACAUCACAUCUCACUGCAUUUUCAAACUUUGAUAGAGGAUUUGGGUGCUGGAUGGGAUCAAUGGAGAAUGUUUCCGUACCAAAAAUGGAAGAGGAAAAGUUUGAAUUUCCAGUUGGUUUUCGAUUCCAUCCAACAGAUGAAGAACUCAUAAAUCAAUACCUUGUCAAGAAGGUUGAUUACAAUAGCUUCUGUGCUAUAGCUAUUGCUGAAGUUGAUAUGAAUAAGUGUGAACCAUGGGAUUUGCCUGAGUUGGCUAAAAUGGGAGAAACAGAAUGGUAUUUUUUCUGUAUGAGGGACAGAAAAUACCCAACUGGUCAAAGGACAAACAGGGCUACUCUUGCCGGCUAUUGGAAGGCCACAGGCAAAGACAGAGAGAUUUUCAAGGAAAAUGCAUUAAUUGGGAUGAAGAAAACACUGGUUUUCUACAAGGGAAGAGCCCCAAAAGGUGAAAAAACCAAUUGGGUCAUGCAUGAAUUCAGAUUGGAUGGUAUCAAUCUUUCCGAGCAAAAUCUAUCCAAACCAGGAAUGGGUGAAUGGGUUAUCUGCAGAGUCUAUGAGAAGGGUGAUUAUGGAAAGAAAGUGCAUGGUCCAAAACUUGGAAGGUUUGACUCUAAAGAAGGAGCAUCAACUACUAAUUCACUGUUGCCUCCAUUGAUGGAUUCUUCUCUAUACAAAAGCGAAACAAAGUUCACUACUGGUGAGUUCUCUCCGGUGAAUUCUUUCUCCAUUCCAAAUCAAACUCAGAAUCAGAAAACACUAGAUGACAUUGUUGAUAACAAUGGAACUAGUAUCUUGAACAUUUCAUGCUCUUCAAAAGCCAUUGAUGAUUACCCUCUAGCUGAAGCAGCAUUUGCAGUCUCCAAUCAAUCUUCACAGGUUGCACCCCAGAUUGGGAAUCCACAGUAUUCAAAUUGCUUUUUGUCUCAAGAACAGUCCAUGUUGAGGAUGCAGCUGGAGAAUGAGAAUCUUGAAUCAAGUGCAAAGCAAUGUGUAAAAGCAGAUUUCUCUGUAGGGAGAGAUUUUGAUAGUGAUAUCUCCUCAGUGGUGUUUGGAAGGGACAUACUUCAGAGGUGGUUUGGAAAUCCAGAAUUAUCACCAGCUUCUACAGGGCCUGUGGUCACUGAUAGCUUGUGGAAUUUCUGAUUAAUUAAGGCUCAAGAAUAUCAUGCAGUUUUAUAAUAAAGAAAAAUAUGGCAUGUACAUUAUGCAUUGUAGCGGAAAAACAACAGGUGCUAACGUGUCUGUCUAUCUGUUUUUAUGUUGUUUUACUUAUAUUUUAUUGGGUUGUACUCUAUAAUGUUUUUUUUAGUUCAAUCCGCAUGUUUCAGAUUCAUAAUAUCUAUGUUAUUUGAACUUAUUUAAAAUUUCAAUA
This is a messenger RNA of Cicer arietinum (chickpea), 1830 nucleotides long. It is a transcript of the gene NAC22, whose product is annotated as NAC domain-containing protein. Gene Ontology annotation, biological process: regulation of DNA-templated transcription. Lineage: Eukaryota; Viridiplantae; Streptophyta; Magnoliopsida; Fabales; Fabaceae. Gene Ontology annotation, molecular function: DNA binding. The record is from RefSeq and is a predicted model, not a curated record.